This is a messenger RNA of Rosa chinensis, 1833 nucleotides long. RefSeq lists its product as uncharacterized. Lineage: Eukaryota; Viridiplantae; Streptophyta; Magnoliopsida; Rosales; Rosaceae. The record is from RefSeq and is a predicted model, not a curated record. The transcript has a single exon. Bases 1 to 1833 code for a protein of 610 amino acids.
AUGGAGAUUGUUUCCCAGAAUUAUCGAAGGUGCAAGCAAAUGGGGUACCAAAAGCCUAAGAAUGAUCCAUACUCCAACACAUAUAAUGUUGGGUGGAGAAACUACCCUAACUUUUCAUGGGGUGGCAAUCAAGGAGGCACACAAGGAGUAGGUUUUAGUGGCGGUAAUUAUGGAGGGGCUAGUGGAAGCCAAGGGUUUCAAGGCAAUAAGGGUGUACUUGGUGGUGGUGCUUAUCCUAGGCCAGCUUAUCAAGCAAGGUCUCCAUUCCAAGCUUCUAUUCCUCCAUCUCAAGGGGAAGCACCGAAGUCUAGCCUAAAGGAGAUGCUUGCCAAAGUGCUAGCAAAUCAAAAUGAGAUCAUUCAAAGUGUUCGAAAUGAGGUGGCAUCCACUACCCAAGGUUUGCAUAAGCUUGAAGCACAAGUUGGGCAAUUGGCUAGUGAGAUGAGAGAAAGGAAGCAAGGAGAUUUGCCUUCCAUGACCAAGAAGAAUCCACGAGUCAACCAAGCCAAGGCAAUCACAACUUUGAGAAGUGGGAAGGCAUAUGACAACAAGGUUAUUCUUAAUGAUGAUGAUGUAGAGAUGGAUGCACUAAGGGAACCUUUGUUGACCCCCAAAGUGCCAAGAGUACCUCACGGGUUUGAAGAGAAGUCUAAGGGCAUGAAGGAGAAUAUGAGACAUGAUGGAGUGAUCAAAGACAAGACCAAGACCAUGAAUAAUGGUGUCGGAGUAAGUAGGUCUAAUCCAAGUGUUGAGGACAUGCAAGAAGAAGUGUCACUUCCUUUUCCACAAGCGGUGUAUCAAGAGAAAGCCUUGAGCAAAAAGGAGAAGAAGUCCAUGGAGUGUUUUGAUGUUUUCAAGAAGGUGGAGGUCAAUAUUCCUCUUCUUAAUGCAAUCAAGACUAUUCCUACUUAUCCCAAGUUUCUCAAAGAUUUAUGCACACAUAAGAGAUACAGUAGCAAGUUGAUGAAGGAUGACAAAGUAUGCUUGAACGAGAGAAUUAGUGUCGUACUUCAAAGGAGGUUACCUCCCAAGCUCAAGGAUCCGAGAUCCUUUACUAUUCCUUGCAAGAUUGGUGAGAAGCCAUUUGAAAAGGCACUUAUGGAUUUGGGGGCAAGUAUAAAUUUGAUGCCUUAUGGAGUUUACAAGGAGCUUGGGUUAAGCAACAUCAAACCUAUCCAAAGUUCUCUCCAACUAGCCGAUAGAAGUGUGGUGUAUCCGAGAGGAGUCGUGGAGGAUGUGCUAGUGCAUUUGGACGAAUUGGUCAUACCGGCCGAUUUUGUUAUUCUUGACAUGAAGGAAGUCUAUCAAGAUGAUCUCCCUAUCAUCUUUGGUAGAGCUUUUAUGGCCACGGCGGGGACAAAAAUUGAUGUCAAAUUGGGCUUACUCACUAUGACCGUGUAUGACACCACUAUUGGGUUCAAGAUCUUUGUUGAAUUGAGGAAGCCCAUGAGGUUGCAAAAAGUCUAUUCUAUUGAAGUAGGGGAUAACAUUGAAGACUUGGUGGAACACACCUUUCGUGAGACUUCAUCGAGUGAUGCCUUAGAAGCGGCAUUAGCACACUUCGGUAUGGAUUUUUGUGAAGAAGGUACUAUGGAAGCCAUUGAGCACCUUGAUUCUUAUCUUUCUAUGGGUAGACCGACACUUGAGAAUGGUUAUUACACAAGGCAUGAGGCUAAUGAGGUUCAUACCUCUAAGACUCAUCUUUCCAUUGAUUCCUCUCCUCCGGUUGUAAGUUCAACUUCUAUUAAGUUGAAGCUCCUUCCCUCACACUUGAAUUAUGUAUAUAUUGAUGAUGCAUCCACCAAAGUUACAUGGGCCUGGCUAGGGUGUUAA